This is a messenger RNA of Lineus longissimus, 1035 nucleotides long. RefSeq names its product methyltransferase-like protein 27. The transcript has 4 exons. The record is from RefSeq and is a predicted model, not a curated record. Gene Ontology annotation, molecular function: methyltransferase activity. NCBI's taxonomy places the organism in Eukaryota, Metazoa, Nemertea, Pilidiophora, Heteronemertea, Lineidae. Bases 331 to 906 code for a protein of 191 amino acids.
UUCACCUGGACAAAGUAUCACGUUUGGAUUCAUGAUACAAAGUUUCGACAGAAGUCAACAGUCUAGACUAACUGAUCUAAAACCGGUUCAUUAAUGUGAGGCAUGACUGCCUCCAGUAUGAUAUGCAUUGAACAGGCCGCGGGUCUUAGAUCGGCCAGUCUGGAGUUUAUCUUGGUGUUUCGAGUGUGCGCACUGUUGUUUUGUUUGGGUUUCAGUUCGUCUUUGUCCAAACUUUCUAUUCUGACCUCGUCUUGCAGCAGUACUUCUGAAAUUUCCAAAACGUAAAAUUUACGUGGGCUGGAAUUUCCACCUGCCUCGACAACCUGGAGGAUGUCAACUGAAGAAGCAGUGACAGCAGCAGAGGCCUAUGUAAAGGCUUACAAUAUGGCAAUGGUUGCACCUACACCUAAUUUGUGGAAUACAUUUCAUACAGAAAAAGCCGAUCUGUAUGAGAAGACACACCAUGAAGGCAACGCCAUCAACUAUGUCGGGCCCACGUUGGCAGCCGAAGCAGUGGUGAGAUGCCUCGAAGACAACCAUAGCGCGAGAAUCCUGGACGCGGCAUGUGGCACAGGAGCCGCGGCCGAGAAGCUGAUAGAGAAAGGUUACUCCAAUAUUGAUGGCUUAGACGCAAAUCGAGCAAUGUUAGAUCUUGCUGAAAAGAAAAAUCUUUACAAACAAACCUACUGUGUGUUUGUGGGGGAUGAAACUUUCGCGUCGAGGGCAAAUGGCGGCUUCUUUAUAAAUAUGAUCGGCGUACAAUGGUACAACCAUCCUUUCUAUAAGGCUCUUGGUCCUCUCAUCGAGAAAUUACAAGAAGAAAAAAUCAUAGAUUGUGUUGAAAAGACCCAGCAUAGGUACUGGAAAGAAAGGGUUGCUUAUGUGUGCGUGUAUAAAGUUAUGUAAAGAAACAAUAAUAAUUGCAUUUUAAAUGUAAUUCUGAAAGAAAAAGAUAAAUGUUGUGCUCCCAAUGUUGCUCCGUUUUCACUGUAGCCAGUGGGCACUUGAUAUUACAUCACUGAAAAGAAAAGUAAA